AUGGUCAACUUCCGGAACUUCACGGCCCUCGUUGCCGCCCUCGUCCCCUUCGGAGCCGCCGCUCCCGCUCCGGCCCCCCGUGACGAUCCCACCCCCGACGUCGCCGGCAAGUUCAUCGUCACCCUCAAGUCGGGCAUCUCGGCACGCGACCUGGACUCCCACCUGAGCUGGGUCGACGCCGUCCACAAGCGCAGCCUGGACCGCCGGGACACCACCGGCGUCGAGAAGAAGUUCAACGUCGGCAAGUUCAGCGGCUACUCCGGCCACUUUGACGAUGCCACCGUCGAGGAGCUGAGGAACAACCCGGACGUCGUCGAGGUCGAGCCCGAGCAGAUCUACACCCUCGAGGCCGUCACCACCCAGUCGGGCGCCACCUGGGGUCUCGGUUCCAUCUCGAGCAGGACGAGCGGCUCGACCACCUACCGCUACGACGACUCCGCCGGCGCGGGGACCUACGCCUACGUCGUCGACAGCGGCGUGAACACCGCCCACGUCGACUUUGAGGGCCGCGCCUCCCAGGGCUACAACGCCGCCGGCGGUGUCUUCUCCGACACCUUUGGCCACGGCACCCACGUCGCCGGCACCAUUGGCAGCAAGACCUACGGCGUCGCCAAGAAGACCAACCUGAUCGACGUCAAGGCCUUCAUCGGCCAGCUCUCUUCCACCUCCAUCAUUCUCGAUGCCUACCAGUGGGCUAUUAACGACAUCGUCAGCAAGGGUCGUACCAAGAACGCAGUUAUUAACUUGUCUAUUGGCGGUCCCACCUCGACCGCUCUCAACGGCCUCGUUGCCGCUGCCUUCGAGAGCGGCAUCCUCAGCAUCGUCGCCUCCGGCAACCUGAACCAGCCCGCAUCCUCGAGCUCUCCCGGCAGCGCCCCCGAGGCCCUGACCGUCGGCUCCAUCGACUCCUCCUGGGCCGAGCCCAUCUACUCCAACUACGGCGACGCCGUCGACAUCCUCGCCCCCGGCAGCAACGUCCUCUCGACCUACAUCGGCUCCAACACCGCCACCUUCGCCGACACCGGUACCUCCAUGGCCGCUCCCCACGUCGCCGGCCUGGCCGUGUACCUGAUCGCCCUCGAGGGCAGCUUCGACACCACUGCGGCUUUGAAGGCGCGCAUCUUGGCUCUCGGUACCAAGGGCGCCGUCACCACUCUGCGUGCCGGCACGCCCAACCUCAUUGCGUUCAAUGGUGUCCAAUAA
Molecule: messenger RNA, 1203 nt
Organism: Colletotrichum higginsianum IMI 349063
Lineage: Eukaryota; Fungi; Ascomycota; Sordariomycetes; Glomerellales; Glomerellaceae
Product: Alkaline proteinase
Exons: 3
Coding region: 1-1203 (400 amino acids)
Biological process (GO): proteolysis
Molecular function (GO): serine-type endopeptidase activity
Source: RefSeq, a predicted model, not a curated record